AUGGCUAAAACCGAGGUUGCAACUUUGGAUGAAAUUUUAGAAGAAAGCAACUUCACAGCACUUGCCAUUUCUAUCCGUACCGAAAAUUUGCGAGCCAUGUAUGCUUUGCUCAUUGCAGGCGCAGAUAUCGAAAGUCGUACCAGCAAUGGACAAACAUGCUUGUAUUUGGCUUGCUGCCUAGGAAAUGAAAAGGCUCUCGCAGCGUUGCUUGACGCUGGUGUCGAUACUUCCCAUAAGGAUGAUUUUGGGUGUACUGCAAAAGACUAUGCCGCGCGCAACGGGCGUUCUGAUAUCGUAGAUUUAUUUUUCAAGGAUUAUUGCGCAAAAUCACCUCGUAGCAAAUCCUCUGGCGAGGAGCUACAUGAUUGUGAGUACCAUGGGUCUCGAGCUUGUGUGGAAAGUACUAUUGAAGAACCUGACGUCUCGAAUUUGGUUCAACUUCCUCUCGGGGAAAAGUCCGGAGACCUUGCCCGUCGCCCUAAAUUACCAUCAAAUAUUCGAAACGCUACGAUUGUUACCCUUUCCAACUCAGCAGAAUAG
Messenger RNA from Sclerotinia sclerotiorum 1980 UF-70, 540 nucleotides. RefSeq lists its product with no specific name. The transcript has 2 exons. Lineage: Eukaryota; Fungi; Ascomycota; Leotiomycetes; Helotiales; Sclerotiniaceae. The record is from RefSeq and is a predicted model, not a curated record. The coding region runs from base 1 to 540 and encodes 179 amino acids. Gene Ontology annotation, molecular function: protein binding.